Messenger RNA from Lepus europaeus (European hare), 2855 nucleotides. Its product is annotated as sec1 family domain-containing protein 2-like. NCBI's taxonomy places the organism in Eukaryota, Metazoa, Chordata, Mammalia, Lagomorpha, Leporidae. The transcript has 2 exons. The record is from RefSeq and is a predicted model, not a curated record. Bases 102 to 935 code for a protein of 277 amino acids.
ACGUGUACGGUGUUGACUGUCAGUCUCCCGGUUUGCGGAAGCGGUGAGUUCCCAGAGAGGUUCCCGCACCGGAGUCCGGCCGAGCCGGCUGCCGCGCAGCCAUGAGUGUCCCGGGCGUGCUGUCCUUUACCCAGCAGGGCUGGGAGCAGGUGCUGGCCAAAGUGAGACGGGCUGUGGUGUACCUGGACGCCGCCUGCGCCGAGAGCUUGCACUGGGGCUGCGGAGCCGCGCGGCUCCUGGACGCCGUGGGGGCCCCUGCGCGCCACCUGCGCGAGUUCGAGCGGGACGCGGCCGGCGGCGGGGCCGCGCAGCCCAAGGCGGUGUUUGUGCUGAGCGGCCUGCUGAAAGGCCGGACUGUGGACACCCUGCGGGACAUCGUGCGCCGCAGCCACUUCCAGUACUGUGUGGUGGUCACGGCCGUGAGCCACGCCGUCCACCUCACGGCGAACCACGUGCCCGCCGAGCUGGAGGGGCAGCGGCCGGUGUUCGAGCAGCUGGAGGAGAAGCUGUGCGAGUGGAUGGGCAACCUGAACUACACGGCCGAGGUGCUGCACGUGCCGCUGCUGCUCGCCCCCGCGGCCGCGCACCUGGCCCUGACGCCGGCCUUUGCGUCCCUGUUCCCUCUGCUGCCCGGGGACGUGCGUGUCCUCAACAGCGCGCGUCCGGACAAGAGGAGACUGGGGAGCCUGGCCGAGGUGGACGCCGCCGCCCUGACGCCGGAGCUGCAGCUGCAGAUCAGGUGCCUGGUGUCCGGGCUCAGUUCCCUGUGUGAGCAUCUGGGGGUUCGGGAGGAGUGUUUCGCCGUGGGCACCCUCAGCCGAGUCCUAGCUGCAGAUCUGGCGAACUAUGCCCCUGCCAAGAACAGGAGGAAGACUGCCCCGGGCAGGGCGUCGGUGGUCUUUGUGGACAGGACGCUGGACCUCACAGGUGUUUGAAUUUCAGUUGUCUUCAGAGGACAUGAAAACUCUGGAUGGCCUGAACAAAAAUCUUCGCUGUUAUCCAGCGAAUAUGUAAGUGGCUUUGGAAAUGUGUUGCCUCCGUUUAUUUUCUGAUGAGGAGUGUAGGAAAGGCAUUAGCUUCUAUUGCCCUACUAUCUAUGAACAUGCACUAUGGGAAUCACCAAUGUAGCCUAAUUCAGUGUUUGUAAAAUGACACAUACUUCUCUCAAACUUCAAUUCUUAUCAGAUUUAAGGCAUUUUCAACAACCUAUGGUCCUAGGCAGCAGUCAUCUUCAUUCACCAGCAUGUCUGUUUAUAUCUAAGGUCAUUAAGAUAAUUUGCCUUCCACGAUUUUAGACAAGUAAGUUAAUAAGUAAUCUCAGUAACUGUAAUGUACAACAAAAGUCCCAUAUUCAUACAUGAUUGAUUUAUGCUUAAUAGACUUUCUGGAAAAAGUAGUCUUGGAUUAUGGAGACUUUGGAAAAAUUUAGCUUAAACUGAAACACAUGCGAGUUGCUUCCUAUUUAUGUUAGUAGCCUUGUUUGACAACAUUCUCUUCCCUAAACAUGCACAUGUAAGAAUUCAUAAAUUAAGUAAAAAAGUUUCACCUGUAUUCUUCAAAGAAAGCAGUACUAAUUUCAGAAGUCUUGAAAGUUUACUCAUUAAAAAACCUUUUCAGAGAAGAAAAUAGAAGAAUGAGUGUUUACAGAUUAAAGUAAAAUUUAUUUGGUGAUGAAUUUCAACACAUCACACUAAUAAUAAUCGCUGGGGACACCAAAUACUAUAAAUCUCUAAUCUAGGGAUGGAGUGAUCCUUGGAACCUCCAAGCUGAUGGCUGUCAACAAAGUCUUUACAGUUUGGUAUGAAAAUAUUGAGACAUGAGACAAGAGCUGCAUAAGCAUUGUCAAGAUAUCAAACAGACCUUAGCUGUUCUCCUACAUAACUGUGGGAGUCAAUAUGUGUCCCUAGAAUAGGUGGGAAAUUUCAUGCAUAAAGGGGCUUUAGAAACAGGUAAGAAGCUAGAGGUCUAACAUCACCUUUCUUCCUAGUAUUAAACCAUCUCUAUAUAAAGCAAAAGUAACACAUAAAGAUUUCUCCUGCAGUAAACACUGACAGUGCAGUAUCUACCAUGACCUAUUGUCAGAUUAAGGAAAGAUAAGGAAGAGAAGCUGAGCAAAGGUCCCAAACUGAAAAUUGCAUCUUGGCAAUCAGAAAAGGCAAAGAGGAAGAAGUGUUUAUUUCAGGUCAACUUAUAUAAGUCAGGGCUGUUAUCUGUAAACUAAUUUGAUAGUUGAAGUUAUUACACAGAGAUUUUAUAAGAACUGAUGAAUAGCCCUUUCUAAUGCAUUCUUAUCAAUUACACUGUUAGCUAAUAUCAUUAGUUUCUGUUGUCUGUGUUUUUGAGGUUUUUAAUCAAAACAUAAUUUCCUAACAACUUUGAAUGUUUUUCAGAUGCUUUUCUCAAGGUUGUUUCAUAAUAUCAGCUGUUACGUUUGUAUCUUUGAUCCCAUCGGGAUUAUGUUUUCUAUAGGGUGUAAGGUAAAGGUUUUGUUUCAGACCUCUGCAUGUGGAAAUCCCACUUUCCCAAAACCAAUUAUUGAAGAUAAUCUCAUUUCUCCAGUAAGUGUUUUUCAAUCUUUGUCAAAGAUUCGUUGUUUGUAGAUGUGUGUAUUUAAUUCUGAGGAUUCUAUUCUGUUCUGUUGAUGGAAACAUCCAUUUUUACAUCAUUUAUAUGCUGUUUUUAUUAUAAUAGUAUUAUAGUGUGUUCACUUUCAAUUAAACAAUGCAAUUCCAUCUGAUCUUGCAAUGAUCACUUGAAAAAUGUCAAUUAGACAAUUUUGACCUCUCCAUUAUUGAUUUCCCACUGCCACUAAAGAUAAGCAAUUUUUAUCAAUAUUAUUUUGCCUCUAAUGUCAC